Paramacrobiotus metropolitanus is the source of this 596-nucleotide messenger RNA. RefSeq lists its product as uncharacterized. The coding region runs from base 29 to 391 and encodes 120 amino acids. NCBI's taxonomy places the organism in Eukaryota, Metazoa, Tardigrada, Eutardigrada, Parachela, Macrobiotidae. The transcript has 3 exons. The record is from RefSeq and is a predicted model, not a curated record.
AUAACAUUUUUAUUUUCGUCUUUCGUAGAUGGUGGCCUAUAUUAUUAUCGUAGCAUACAGUAUUUAUAUUGGUGCAUCACUUUUCGUAUACGUCUGCAUUUGUGGAGGUGCGCACACGGUUGUUACCACCAUGCAGUAUCAAAAUCUCGUGUUUUGGAGUGCAUUACUGCUGGGGAAUUUCCCACGACCGGUGGAUACGGAGCUGCAAACCUUCAGCGGUGCUAAAGGGGCAUUCCAUCCCAGAUGUGAUGCUGGCAUGUAUGUGGCAAGCGCUGCUGCGGUUAUGGAAGAGCGAUCAGGAAUUAUCGUGCACCAUCUUGUCUCCCACACAUGGCAGGCAAAGGAACAAGGCUUACAAGGCCGUUCAUCGGAAAAGUGUUUCCGACGGUGAGAAUCUUCAGUUCUGCAUGGAACAAAAAGCGUUCAUGUUAAUUUUCUUACUGUAUACGUACAUAAUUGUGCAAACGGCACUCAGUUUCUAGACUUUUCAGAUUAAUUAUUCGCUAUUGGCUGCGAGAGCGACCAUGCUAAACAGUUAUGAUAACAAUUUUAACGAUAAAAUUAAUAAGAUACAGGUCGUAUUAAGUCUGAAAUAA